UGUUGUGUGGCCACUCACUCACUAUUUAUAAUUGUCACUAAUAAUGAACCAACCAUCAACCAUGUUCUUUUCCACUCUCUCUUCUUUGUUUUUCUUUUGCUGACUGACUUAACAACAACGUUUCCUUGCUUAUAUUAAGGUUAGUCAAUUCUCUCUCUUCAUGUUCAAAGAGGACAAAAUCUACGAACCCUCAAAUUGUACUACAUACAUAGUAGACUCACUCACAAUCUCAAACCUUUAAGCUGUGAAACCUUUCCAUGCCGGACGGAGAAUCAUCCACCGCCGUUGUUGCUGAUCAACAAAACUCCUUCAGUCUUUCCACAGUAAAAAACCAUGAUGAUACUGUAAAAAAAGAUCCAACCAAAAUUGCAAGAAAGUAUCAAUUGGCGUUAUGCAAGAAAGCUAUGGAGGAAAAUAUAAUUGUUUAUUUGGGAACAGGAUGUGGGAAGACACACAUUGCUGUGCUGCUUAUGCAUGAAAUGAGACAUUUGAUAAAGAAGCCGAACAAGGAUGUAUGCGUCUUUCUUGCACCAACCGUUGCUUUAGUUAAUCAGCAAGCGAAGGUUAUAUCUGACUCUGCUGAUUUUGAAGUUGGAACUUACUGUGGGAGUAACAAGCGCUCCAAAUCUCAUCAAUAUUGGGAGGAGGAGAUUGAACAAUUUGAGGUUCUUGUUAUGACCCCACAAAUAUUACUCCAUAAUUUAUCUCAUUGUUUCAUCAAGAUGGAGAUGAUCGCACUUUUGGUAUUUGAUGAAUGCCAUCAUGCUCAAGUCAAAAGCAGCCAUCCUUAUGCAGAAAUCAUGAAGAUCUUCUAUAAAAGUAAUUCCACAAAAGUUCCCCGCAUAUUUGGCAUGACUGCUUCCCCCGUUGUAGGAAAAGGUGCUUCUACUGAAGCAAAUCUACCAAAAAGCAUCAACAGUCUUGAACUAAUCCUUGAUGCUAAGGUAUACUCAGUUAAAGAUGAGGCAUUGAAAUCUUUUGUGACCACUGCCAAAGUUAAUAUAUAUCAUUAUAGUUCGACUGCAAAUAUGGAAACUAGCUUGGAGUGGAAAAUGGAAGAGUUUAAAUUGCAGUGCACAGAAACCCUUGGUAGGAGUAUAGAAGAUCACCAGAAACGGCUGAGCACAAAGAAACUUCUCAAACGGGUACAUGAUAAUGUGGUCUUCUGUCUCAGGAGUCUUGGCAUUUGGGGAGCGUUGCAGGCUAGUCGUGAUCUUUUGAGCGGUGAUCGUUCAGAGAGGCAUGCAUUAGUUGAGGCAGAAGGAAUUUCAAGUGAUGAGUCUGUAUGUGAUAAAUAUCUUGCUAAGACAGCUGAACUAUUUAAUUCCAAAUGUAAGACAGGCAACAGUGUUGAUGAUCCAUCUUCCUGGGAAAGAUUAAAAGAACCUUUUUUCUCAGCAAAGCUAUUACGCCUCAUUGGGAUACUGACCACUUUCAGGUUGCAACAGAACAUGAAAUGUAUAAUUUUUGUGAAUAGAAUUGUGACUGCAAGAGCCCUGUCAUUCAUACUACAGCAGCUCCAGCUUCUAAAACACUGGAAGAGUGAUUUUCUUGUAGGAGUCCAUUCUGGAGUGAAGAUUAUGUCACGGAAGGCCAUUAAUUCGAUUGUUGAUAAGUUUCGCUCUGGAGAGUUGAAUCUAUUGGUUGCUACAAAAGUGGGUGAAGAAGGACUUGAUAUUCAGACAUGUUGCCUUGUCAUACGGUUUGAUCUUCCAGAAAAUGUUGCCAGCUUUAUACAGUCAAGAGGCCGCGCACGUAUGCCUCGUUCAGAAUAUGCAUUUUUGGUUGACAGGUACCUAUACAAUAUAGAGAUUUUGAAAGGAAUAUAUGCAAAUCUGUCCUGGUUAUUUAUGGAAUCUUAUUAUUGCAGUGGCAAUGAGAAGGAAUUAGACAUAAUUGCUGGUUUUGAGAAAGAUGAAUUCCGAAUGAAUAUGGAAAUUGCUGACCGAACAUCCAGUGAGACACACAGCAUCCCUGUGGAAAGAAUAUUCACAGUUGAUUCAUCUGGUGCCUCAGUCACUGCUGCAUAUAGUAUCUCAUUGCUUCACCAGUAUUGUUCAAAGCUUCCACAUGAUGAGUUCUUUGAUCCCCGGCCAAAUUUCUUUUACUUUGAUGAUUUAGGGGGAACUGUUUGCCAGAUAACUUUGCCUUCUAAUGCUCCAAUACACCAAAUUGUCAGUACGCCACAUUUGUCUAUGGAAGCUGCAAAAAGAGAUGCUUGCCUGAAAGCAAUUGAAGAACUGUAUAAAUUAGGUGCUUUGAAUGAUUGUCUUUUGCCAAGGAAAAAUGAUGCAGAGACAGAGAAGGUUUUGGGCUCUUCUGAUUCCGAUGAGUGUGAAGAUGACCGCUCGAGAGGAGAAUUACAUGAGAUGCGAGUUCCUUCUGCAUUUCGACAGUCAUGGAAAAAUGAGCAGAAAACUGUCCGUCUCAAUUCUUACUACAUUAAAUUUUGCCCUACUCCGGAGGAUAGGGUCUAUAAAAAGUUUGGUUUAUUCAUCAUGAGUCCUCUUCCAAUGGAGGCAGAGAAACUGGAACUUGAUCUUCAUCUUGCUCACGGUAGAUCUGUGCUGACAAAAUUUAGGCCAUUUGGAGUUGUAGAAUUCAACAAAGAUGAGAUUAGGAUGGCAGAGAAUUUUCAAGAAAUGUUCCUUAGAGUUAUUCUUGAUAGAUUAGAGUUUGUUUCUAAGUUUGUAGAAUUGGGUGCUGAAUCCCGCACAAACACAUCGACCUUCUACCUUUUGCUUCCAGUCAUAUUGAAAGAAUAUGAUGAUGUGAUGAAAGUAGAUGUGAUGAAAGUAGAUUGGGAGACAGUGAAGAGAUGCCUUUGUUCACCAGUUUUCAGGCAUCCAGAAGAUACUUUGAAUAAAAAGGUUACCCCUUUGGAUAAUCAUCUGCAACUUGCCAAUGGUUACAGAAGUGUUAGAGAUGUUGAGAAUAGUUUAGUGUAUGUUCCACAUACAAAGUUCUUCUAUUGUGUCACAAAUAUUAUCUAUGAAAAGAAUGGAUUCAGUCUUUGUAAAGAUUCAGACACUUCAAGCUACGUGGACCACUUCAAUGAUAAGUUUUCCAUUAAUCUCAAACGCCCUGAACAACCACUUCUGCAUGCAAAACAACUUUUCAAUUUGCACAACCUGCUACACAAUCGAAAGAAUGAGGAUGCUGAAGAACCUGAUGAGCUAAAGGAAUACUUAAUUUAUUUACCUCCCGAGCUAUGCGAACUGAAAAUAGUAGGCUUUUCGAAGGAUAUUGGGAGUUCCAUAUCUUUGCUACCUUCAAUUAUGCACCGUCUUGGAAACUUGCUGGUUGCCAUUGAACUGAAGCACCAACUAUCUUCCUCCUUCCCAGAGGCAACUAAAAUUAGUGCCCAUAGAUUUCUAGAAGCUCUCACCACCGAGAAGUGUCAGGAGCGCUUUUCCCUUGAAAGACUUGAAGUGCUUGGCGACGCUUUCCUUAAAUUUGCUGUUACACGUCAUUUUUUUCUCUUGCAUGACAGCUUUCAUGAAGGAGACCUUACCAGCAAGCGAUCCAAUGUUGUAAAUAAUUCCAAUUUGCUUAAGUUGGCUAUUAGGCGCAAUUUGCAGGUCUAUAUACGUGAUCAGGCAUUUGAUCCAUCACGGUUCUAUGCAUUAGGCCGUCCUUGCCCUACAGUUUGUACCAAGGAAAAUGAAGACAGCAUACACUUAUGUUUAAAUUCUGUUGAGGACAAAAGUAGUGCAAGUGCAACUGGAAUCCGAUGUAAUAAAAAUCACCAUUGGUUGCAUAGGAAAACAAUUGCUGAUGUGGUUGAAGCUCUGGUGGGGGCAUUCAUAGUUGACAGUGGCUUUAAAGCUGCAAUUGCCUUCCUUGCAUGGAUUGGCAUAGAAGUAAAUUUUGAAGCUUCACAACUUGUUAAUAUUUGCACCGCAAGUGUUGGCUAUUUUCCUCUUGCUGCCGAAGUAGACAUUCCUUCUCUUGAAGGCAAGUUAGGACAUCACUUUGUUCAUAAGGGUCUUCUUCUCCAGGCAUUUGUACAUCCUUCUUAUAAUAAGCAUGGAGGAGGAUGUUAUCAGAGAUUGGAGUUUCUCGGGGAUGCUGUCUUAGAUUUUCUGAUUACGUCAUAUCUAUAUUCAGCAUAUCCCAAGCUAAAGCCCGGCCAGCUGACAGAUCUUAGAGCUUUGUCUGUCAAUAAUAAGGCAUUCGCCUGUGUGGCCGUGGAACGCUGUUUUGAUGAAUAUCUUCUGAGUGAUUCAAGAGACCUGAGCAAGGCAGUAAAAAGGUAUGUGGAUUACAUCAGAAGACCUGUAUCAGACAGUGGCAAUGAUGGAGGGCCAAAAAGUCCCAAGGCCCUAGGUGAUUUGGUAGAAUCUUGUGUUGGUGCCAUUCUUCUUGAUUCGGGAUUUGAUUUGAACGAAGUUUGGAAGAUCAUGACUUCAUUCUUGGACCCAAUCAUGAAAUUCUCAUCAAGUUUGCAGCUUAGUCCUGUUAGAGAUUUGCAAGAACUUUGCCAAUUUAAUAAUUUGGAAUUGCAGCUUCUGGAAUCAAAAGCAGGUAAAAAGUUUUCUGUUGAAGUCAAAGUGAUUGGGGACAGUGUAUGUGAAAAAGUUUGUAUCACCGGCCAAAAUAAAAAAGAAGCUUCUAGAAUUGCUUCACAGCUACUAUUUUCAAAGUUGAAGGCUCAAGGCUUGAAAUUGAAGUCAAAAACUUUGGAAGACGUUCUGAAAUCAACAUUUAAGACGGAACCGAAACUGAUUGGCUAUGAUGAAACCCCCAUUGAUGUAACAGAUACGACCACCAUCGGACAAGAAAUGGUUAAUGGAGAUCUAUGCAACAAUUCUUAUCCAGAAAUCUUCCGUAUCCGGGAGGUAUCUGAUGCAUCGUCCUCGUGUGUGAAAUCUGUCGCCCAACGUUUUCAAUCUUCUCCUAAGGAAAAGCUUAGUGAAACCAGUCGAAAUCGUGAUUUUGGCAUUGAUUCAUCAAAGACAGGAAAUGCAAGAUCGCGAUUGUAUGAAUUAUGUGCUGCUUAUUGCUGGAAAUCUCCUUCAUUUGAAUGCUGCAAGGAAGAGGGACCAGCCCACCUUAAGUUCUUCACUUGCAAGGCAACAAUGGAGAUAGAAGAGGCACCAGGUAUGGUUUUCGAGUUUAUUGGUGAACCUCUACCAAAGAAGAAAGAUGCAGCAGAUAGUGCAGCUGAGGCUGCAUUUUGGUACCUGCGACAGGAAGGUUACCUGCAUAAUUCUAGUGAUAAUAUUAACAAGCUCCCAACAGCUAUAUAAUCGGAAACAAAAUUCAGUUUAGGUAAAUCCUUAUUUGACUAAGAGGUUGGUAUAGUUUAUAACAUAGAAGGCCACCCUAAUGGAAAUAUGUUGUAUAAUAAUUUUGUAGUGUCAUAAGUUGUUUCUAUCUGUAUCUGCACUACUAUGUAAGGGCAUCAUGAACCUCAACAAUAAAGGGUCCUCAAUUUUUUGGGAUUUAUUGGAUAUUUCUAAAAUAUUUGUCAGCAAUGUUUAAAUAUUAGUUAACUGUGAAAAAUGACAUAGUGUAGCCAUUAGCUUGGUGGUUGUGUUAUUUUUGCAACUUAUUAUGAUA
Trifolium pratense (red clover) is the source of this 5565-nucleotide messenger RNA. Its product is annotated as dicer-like protein 4. The transcript has 24 exons. Bases 258 to 5252 code for a protein of 1664 amino acids. The record is from RefSeq and is a predicted model, not a curated record. Gene Ontology annotation, biological process: siRNA processing. Gene Ontology annotation, cellular component: nucleus; cytoplasm. Gene Ontology annotation, molecular function: ATP binding; RNA binding; protein binding. NCBI's taxonomy places the organism in Eukaryota, Viridiplantae, Streptophyta, Magnoliopsida, Fabales, Fabaceae.